AUGGCAUCACAGAAGGAUAACAAUAACGUCAAAGACUAUGACAUAUUCAAAGAUUCGCUGCUGAGAUAUCUUGGUUAUGCUAAUGAAGUCGGUGAAUCGUUUCGAGUUCUGGUACCAGUGUCUGUGGUCAGGUUGAGCUAUGCUGUUGCCACCGCAUACGUGGUGGCAGAUUCCAUAGACAAGGGCUAUCUGAAGUGGAAGAAACCGUUUGUGGAUGAGAAAACAAAAUACAGACAAGUAGGAAUUGCCACAGCAGACACUCUUAUCUGGCAAGGUUUGGCAUCAGUGGCCAUCCCGGGGUUCACCAUUAACCGAAUUUGCUGGGCAACACGGCACGCAUUAGCAAGCAUGAAGUUUCUUCCACAUCCAGUGAAAAUCUGGGGCGUUGUAGCAGCAGGACUCGGCAGCAUCCCAUUUAUAGUCCACCCCAUUGACCGGGGGACAGACUGGCUUUUGGACAACACAGUCAGAAAAUAUUAUGGCAGCUCUUGA
Candidula unifasciata is the source of this 492-nucleotide messenger RNA. NCBI's taxonomy places the organism in Eukaryota, Metazoa, Mollusca, Gastropoda, Stylommatophora, Geomitridae. The record is from the annotation of a GenBank genome assembly.